AUGGGUCCCGGGAAGGCUCCUGCGAACCCGCAGAUACCGGUCACGAAGCAGAACGUCACGACGCAUGCGACGAAGGACGCCAGCGAGCGACGAAGAAAGGGGGAAGCGAACUUUGUGUGCCCGAUCCCUGGAUGCGGGAGCACGUUCACGAGGGGCUUCAACCUAAAGGGCCAUCUACGUUCGCACACGGACGACCGGCCGUUCCAGUGCAAGUGGCCUGGGUGCGAGAAGAGCUUUGCCCGACAGCACGAUUGCAAGCGGCACGAGGCCCUUCAUCUGGGCGUCCGGGAUUUCAAGUGCGGAGGCUGCCAGAAGGAGUUUGCGAGAAUGGAUGCCCUCAAUCGUCAUCGUACGUGCAUAUAUCCCCUCGCAUCACUAACGUGGUGCUUAUCGAUUUCAUUGUAG
Molecule: messenger RNA, 405 nt
Organism: Gloeophyllum trabeum ATCC 11539
Lineage: Eukaryota; Fungi; Basidiomycota; Agaricomycetes; Gloeophyllales; Gloeophyllaceae
Exons: 2
Coding region: 1-405 (134 amino acids)
Source: RefSeq, a predicted model, not a curated record